UGAUUCAGUCAUUCUCCCCUUGGGAGGGAAACCAAGACGAACGCAUCGACUCCUGUAGAGGAUGCCAACGCCAGUCAUAAGCUAAACCAGUUCCAGUUCUCUCUGGUUCUUCACACAGGCUCGAACAACGUUGGUGUGGAAACCAUGUGUGAGUAUGUGUGUGCCAUCUUAGAGAAACCAAUGCGAUUAAGGCUGGAUCUGGACUCUGAGGGACAGCUCCUGUGGAUGCUGAGGAUUAGCGGUAACAGCUGCUGUCCUGCCCAUUAGAGGAGAAACAGAAGAGAGAAGAAAAGACUUGUUUAAAGGAUGCAUCCCUGCAACUCUGAGUGGGGGGAGCCUUUCCAUCAAGGCUGAAGGAAAGUGUGAUACUAGCUGUUACUUCUCGUGACGCAAGAUAAGGGGAGGAUGAGGGUCCCCACUGCCCUCACAGGCUGGGCUUGUGCAGCUCUCUGCCUGGCUUCCUGCUCAACUGCCUUUUCUCAUGGUGCCGGCUCGGUGGCCUGUCAGGACAUGCAGCCCAAGCACCUUCAAGCCCAGCCUCAGAACCCCGGCACACACCACAUCACCAUUCAUACCAGCAGAUCUUCCUACUUACCGGGAGACAUCGUUCCAGUGACCGUGAGAAGCAGUCGGGAUUUCAUGGGAUUUCUACUACAGGCUCGAAGAGUCUCUGAUCAUCAAAUAGCUGGCACUUUUGUUUCCAUCCCUCCUCAUUCCAAACCGAUGGCUUGUUUUCAAGAGGCUGACACAGUCACCCACUCUGACAAGUCCCGGAAGAGAAACCUGGCCUUCGAGUGGCAGGCUCCUGCCCAGCCUGUGGGGGAUAUUAGAUUCCUUUUAUCAGUGGUCCAGUCAUAUUUCGUUUACUGGGAGAGAAUUGAAUCCCCUGUGAUGUCUCAACAGACACGCAGCAGAGCCCAUCGUGAUGGCCCCGUGCAGCCCAGCUCACCGAUGCCAACCCCUGGGUGGAGGCCAGAGGGAACGGAAGGAAUCGCCCCAGCUUCCAGUCCCCCCACCACUCUUCCCCAGCAGCGUGCAGACAUCUUUGCUGUUGCCCUAACUAGAGCUACAGAGGAGAACAGCUUAGAUUCUUCUCCUGCCAGUUUUUGGGUGAUGGAAUUUCCUGGGGGCACAGAGACUCUGUUGCAAUCAUCUUCACACACAGCUACUGCAAUCAGCAAUGGCCAGCAACCCAGAGGGGACAGAAGCCCAACCCUAGAACCAUCCUUGGAUGUCCGUGGGCUGGAGAGACUCAUGGCUCCCGGGAGAUUCUCCUCAGAGGGCAUUGCUUCCAGCCCUAGCACCUACUUCAGGACUCAGGAUGAUCCAAGCUUUGGUUCAUUGGAAACUUGCCUGCCCUCGGAUACAGAUGAACAGGACAAGAUGGAAUCCUCUAAUAGGACUGUGAUGAGGUCCCGUCUGUCCACUGUCCAUCUUACCUAUCCUCGGCAUUUCUGGUCCUCUGAAGCAUUCACUGGGAGUGAGGCUAGGGCAGCCACCUCAACCCCUGUCUUCCACACUUCUGCCACUUCUAGGCCACCUGCUGCAGGCAGCCAGUCAGAGGCAUCUAGGCCUUCUGCCAGCUUCUUACCUCAGUCGAAGUACAAGGAGCCCAGAGUGGGGGAGGGAAAUGGAAGGGGCAGAGGGGGAUACCCCAGGAAACCCAACCCAAGGCCUGAGGUUGAGCAAGAGGGACACAGUGCCCCUUCGGGGCUCCAGCUCAGGACUUCCCAGCUGGGAAUCCUGCUUUGCCUUUCAGCCACCUUGGGCAUGGCCCUGGCUGCUGGCCUUCGCUACCUGCAUGCCCAAUAUUGCCACACUCAGACGGAAGUAUCCUUCAGUGAGCCUGCUGGGGAUGCUAUUACCAGCAGCAAUGGAGGCGAGACUGUGCAUGUCAGGAAGAUCGGGGAGAACAGUUUUGUUUCAGUUGAAGUGGAAUACAACUGGAUCACUUCCUCUGUGGGUAGUGAGAAAACAGUCCUCUGAGAAGAUCGUGGUACUAGGCAGGCCUCUGAGUGGCUGUCCCUAGACCCUGCGGUGUCUCAGCCAGAACAGAGCUAAUGAGAAUAGCUGAUGAGGACAGGGGCUCCCUGUGCCCCCAUCAGUGAGCAGUUAGUGGAGGAAGCUGUGAGCAGACCGUUUUAUCAACAGAGGGAGUUCUGCCCAAGCUUUGUUGUCUUAACAUCUGUAAUUUAGCUGCUUUUUUUUUCUUUUCACAAUUAGACGUUCUGUUUGAAGAGUUAAACUCCACACAAUGAAUAUUGUAUAACCUGCUCAUUAACUAGACUCCUGUGGCCGCCAAGCUUCCUCUGUUGCCUUAAGGAACCUGCAGAAAUAGAAAUUCUGUCCCUCCUCAGUAUGUCAGCCUCAUCCCUUCCAACUCUUUGAAAAAAAAAAAAAAAAAAAGUAAUGUUGGGGUUGUGUCUCUUGCAAGAAAAAGAACCGUGGCCCUCACUUUGCCUCUCCAAACCACCCCAGAAGAAGUUUCAUUUUCAACACUGGCUCUGCUUUCGUUGACUAGGUGAGUGCAAGGGUAUUCAGUCUUCUUGGAAACUCAGAAGCCUGGAAAAUCCCCUUGGAAAUUGAUCUGAAGCAAGGAGAGUUUGAGAGAGCUCGACUGAACACAUCUGUGGGAAAACGUAUACAUGCUGCAUAAACACCAGAGUGGGGUAAGCAUGCCUCUUCAUCAGGUGUAAAUGGAUCUGAGACUUCCCAUCCAUUUGCACUUGAUGGGAGGCUUAUGAAUCCUAACAGCUAGCAAACAUGUUGCCUUUUGCCAAAGGUCAGGCUGAAAAAAAACUGAUGAUCCCACAGUUUGAAGAAGAGCCUCUAUGCAUCUUUUCAGGGAGAAAAGGAAGACAGCAUUGUGGACAAAGUCCAUUUUCCUGCUCUUGUGAUUUAUGAAGAUCACUUUGAUUUAGGACGUGUCCCAUAGAUACUGUGUGGGGUCAACAGGUUUGACUAUAACUUUUGAAUAUACUCACCUAAUAUGACACGUAGAAAUUAGCUGCCUUUUCAGAGCUAGACCUGCUACAGAGUCACAAAGCAUUUUAAUGUAGAAACGGAAAAACACUACACAUCUGGCAAGGGUGUUUAUUCAUCCAGCACCUAGAUCGUACAGGUAGUGUGCUAACUGCAUACAUUUUCACAUUUAACUUUCACAAUAACUUAAUGAGGAAAAAGUGUAGUAACUUGCCAAAGAGAGAGAGGCUUUCAUGACAUCUCAGUUCAACAAUAAAAACAUUUUUUAAAAAAAACUGGGGUGUGGGAAAGAGCUAGAUCCUGCUGUUUUUCCAGCCUCUUAUAGCUCACUGGGCACUAAUACCAUGAUUGUUUCCUCCUGGAUUCUGGGCUAGGCAGAUCUGUCCCAUCUUUAGACAAGUGCCUCAUUAGGACCAGGGAGACCUAGGUAAUUGUGUGUUCACAAAUGAAAGUGUUCUAGGAAUGCUGUGGAAAUGAGUGAAUUUACUGUACUCCAAUGGCAGCCACAGAUACCCUUUUACAUAUCUCGCCCUCCUCAAAUGAAAUCCUCCCCGAGAUGCAGACGAGUGGAGAGCUCUCCUCUGACCAUCACAUCAGAUGGCCAAGUGCACUACACGUACACCUUCAAGACCUUACCUGUCCAAGAGGACAUUUUCCUGGGAAAACAAACUGUUGUCUAUUUGUUUCACAACUGUUUGUGAAAUAAACUAUCCCCAAACUCAGUGGUUUAAAAUA
Molecule: messenger RNA, 3717 nt
Organism: Leopardus geoffroyi (Geoffroy's cat)
Lineage: Eukaryota; Metazoa; Chordata; Mammalia; Carnivora; Felidae
Gene: REELD1
Product: reeler domain containing 1
Exons: 7
Coding region: 406-1986 (526 amino acids)
Molecular function (GO): oxidoreductase activity, acting on metal ions
Source: RefSeq, a predicted model, not a curated record